This is a messenger RNA of Mytilus californianus (California mussel), 6385 nucleotides long. RefSeq lists its product as uncharacterized. The transcript is spliced from 3 exons. Lineage: Eukaryota; Metazoa; Mollusca; Bivalvia; Mytilida; Mytilidae. The record is from RefSeq and is a predicted model, not a curated record. The coding region runs from base 1080 to 3545 and encodes 821 amino acids. Gene Ontology annotation, molecular function: nucleic acid binding; zinc ion binding.
GUGACGUAGUAAAUAUUCAUUCAAAAUAGAAUAGAAGAAUAUUUAAUAAAUGAAAGAAUAUUAAAGAAAUAAAGUAAAGAUUUGUUGAAUUUACAAAGAAAGUUAGAAUCAUAAUUUAAAAUAGAAAGGUUCAUAUUUUCAAGAAACUAAAUUAUAUUGGUUUAAAAAGUCUUAAACAAAGUUACAACACAAUAUUAUGUAACAGGAAAUUUUAUAAAACAUUAUCAAAAAGAUUGUGACAUGUUAAUCCCCCUGAAAUAAAUUAAGCUUAAGUAAUUAUGAGAAGGGGCACAUUUUAGACAAUAAAUCAUUAUCAAUUGGGAUAGCGUCCCGCCGAAGGCAAAGCGAUUAUUUUAUAAAAAAAUAAUUGUCUAUUGUAAAAUAGUGGGAGGGAGGAGUAACUCAAAUUAGUUGUAAAUUGGGGAAUAAAUUAACUUUUGAUUGGGCAAGCAAUUUUAGGCUGAUCUUGGCGUGACCACGUGAGGAAAAGGUUUUAAGGGAUAAAUUUUGAUAUUAAAACUUCACUUGGUCACUUGAUAACAAGAAUAAAGAUCUAGCCUGAAUUUGUGUCCAUUAUAUUUAAGGUAUGUAAAGUAUACAUGUUUGAAACAAAUAAGUAUGAAUAAUAAUUUAACAGAUUUAUUUUAAAUAUAAAAUAUAACAUUGUUCAAAUUGAAGAUAAAAGAACUUAUUCGUUUAACACAAGUUUAUCUACAAAUUGUAAGGAUUGUCGGUUUGUUGAAUAUUAAGUAAAUUAAUUAAGAAAUCAGGCAUAUGAUAAGUUCCGUAAAGAUUGCAUGUGUGAGCAGCUAUUGGUUUUAUUUUUAUUAUAUUAAAGGGACAUAAUUUGAUAUUGUUUAGAAAGAUGCUCGUGUGAAUAAUACAAUUUCAGAAAUAAUAGGAAUCUAAGGAAUAUUUAAAAUGAUAUUUAUAGAUAAGUUCAACUCUAAGAUAUUCAGGAAACUGAACAAUAAGCUGUCCAACUAUAAAAACAGAAGACGAUACAAAAAACACCCCAAGUAUCGACACAACAGAUUUGGUAGAGGAGAGUGAAAAGAAAACGGUACCUUACAUCAGAAAUGCCAAGCACCCCAGUGAAUAGAAACUUGCGAUCAGCAAACAGAGGUACAGAAUCAGAAGAACAAAGAGCAGAAAGUAUUAAUACAACUAUUGAAACAACGCAACAAAGAACAGAAACUGUGGGAACAACAACAGGUACAAGUCUGAGUACAACAGCAGAAUUUCAUUCAGAAAGUGGCACACCGAUAACAUUACAAACAGAAGGUGGAGCAGCGACCAAUAUGCAACAACAAGAACAAACUCCAGAAGUUCAACAGAUAAAAAGACAGGUGUCUGCUUUGAUCAGCCCAAUUGCCAUUUUGUUUUGGAUAUUCAUCAUGUUAGCAGCAUUCAUUCAGUUAAGUGAAGCAAAGUCUACUCACAAACAAAUCCUUAAACUAAAUUAUGGCAUUAUAUUUGAAAAACAAGGUAGAAUUCAUUUUGGAAAACCAACACUAGUCAAAGGUAGAAGAAAAUCUAAAAGAGCAAUUUUAUCUUUCGUGGGGCAAUUAUCAAAAACUCUGUUUAACACAGCAACUAUGGACGAUGUAAACUUAUUGGCAAGGCACAUAAAUGCCUUAACUACUAGAACAUUAAAGUUAACAAAUACAAUGGCUCAACAUGAUCAACAUGAAUCUUCAUAUAUGGCAUCUGUGGAUAAAAGAAUUUCAAACCUAGUUACACAAAUAUCAGACAAUCAUAAUGAAAUUAAUAUGAUGCAAAAAUCAGUAUUAGACCAUGUCAGAGAUGCAGAAAAUUUAUUUCUACAUCUUCAAGCAAAGAUAAUAGAAUCAUUUUCAUUAUCUUCAAAAAUUAAUCAACAACUAGAACAAUUGAAAUUGGGAAUUUUUGAUUUAGUUCAGGGAAAAUUGUCUCCCUUACUAAUAAAACCUUCAACUAUAACUAGCACAAUAAAUAGGAUCCAACAGGUAUUAAAUACAAAAUACCCAGGAUUUUAUAUUUCACAAACCAGUCAAAAUUUUUAUUAUGAUACCAAAUAUUUUGUAUUUUCAAAACACAAAUCGGAUAUAUUUGUGAUGUUAAACAUACCUUUAGCAUAUAAGAUGUCAAAACUUGACUUAUAUAAAGUAACGUCAUUACCAUUUCCACAUAAUUCAACAACUCAUGCUACCCAAUUGUUAAAUACACCUCAAUAUGUAGCUAUUACCAAAGAUAAACAGUAUUAUAUAAAAUUGUCAGACCAAGAAUUAGAAAAAUGUACCAAAUAUGAUGAUAACUUCCAUUGCCAGUUUACGAAAUCCUUUUCAACUAGUAAAAGUUCAUGUUUAAUGUCAAUAUAUAAUAAUCAGAAAGAGAAAGUUAACCAGUUCUGUGAUUUCCGAUUCUUACAUGAUGUUAUAAAACCAAAAAUUGUUGCUUUAACACAAUCGUCUGUCGUAAUCUAUAAAACUACACAAUUAAAUAUGGAUUGUAAUGGAAAACAAAUAAUAAAACAAGGUUGUGAUUUUUGUAUAAUUCAAAUCCCAUGCAGGUGUUCUAUUUUAACCACAAAUUUGUAUAUUCCACCAUCUUUUACAAAUUGUAAAACAUCAAAUAAUAUUACUACUAUUUAUCCAAUAAAUCUUGCUUUAUUACAACAAUUUUUUAAUGCGGAACAAUUAAAAGAUAUUCAACCAAAUUCUACUUUUAGUACUUUACCAAAUAUUGCAAUUCCAAACUUUAAAAUGUAUAAUCAUUCCUUUUCAACAUUUUUGUCAAAUGAUAAAAGAGAUCAUUUAAGCCUCACAAAGAUGGCUGAAGCUACAAAACAAGAAGGUAUGGUUUUUCAUAAUUUGGCUGAGCCUCUCCUAGAAGGAAUCAUAAAUGUUAAAGAUAAUUGGCCUGAUUUAAAUGGUAUUUUAGGCAUGAUAGGAACAGUAUUAGCAUCCAUAUCAAUUAUUUUUGCUAUAUGGGCAUUCUUUAAAAUAAAAAUACUAACAACCGCUCUUAUAAUACUUCAAGGAUCUUGCCAUGUAAAAUCUAUGACUGCCCCAUCAUUUAUUUAUAAAAACAUUCAAACAACCACAUCAAACCCAAUUACAUCAAAUCUUUUUAAAGAACUAAAGUUCAAUCAUAUUCUGGUGGCCAUAAUUGGUAUUUUGAUUGUCAUUGUGGUUUUCCUUAUGUUAUACAAAAAGAGAAAAAGUUCACAACAUACAUUUAUUUCAUUAGAAAUAACCACAGGAUCAAACUGCUUAACUCUUCCCCUAUGCAAAUUGCCACUAUGUCCAUCAUACUGGACUUUUUCAAUGCCACCAGAAGUUAAAAGUCUCAGUGUUUCUGGAAUCUUUAGACCUAGUUUACAUAUUAAUUGGGAUGAUUUUAUAAUAACAAACACUUUAACACAAAAAUCUAUAGUAGGUCCUAAAAACAUUAAAAUUUCUUUUUGGGAAGCUUUACGUUUAAAACAGAUUUUGAAACAACCAUUUUUUGUCUAUAUUUUAUUAAAACAUAAUAAUAUGUACAAAGUUAUAAACGAGCCUUGAGUUUUGUCAAUAAUUGCCUGACCAUGAGUAUUUUCUAUCUUGUCUAAUAUAACAUAACAUAGUAUGGUUAAGAUUGCGAAAAAUGGCACUGGAUUAAGUAACAUAAGAAUCAUUGGAUAUGCGAUAAACUGAAGAAUUCAAAGGAACAAAGUGAUAUCGAAAUACUGCGAGGAAUACCAACACAACUUCAAUAUGUGUUCAAAGGAAAAUUCAACAUAGAAGGAUUGAACAUUCAACUAUAUCAGUGUUCCAUGUGGAAAAAUUAAAUGUGUAGAUACUGAUUCAUGGAUAGAUGUUACAAGAAAUAACCGAAUAUAAUGUAUUUUUCCGUAUAUUGCGCGACCUCGUUACCUUUAUACAAAAAUUAUCUCGUAUUCUGUUUUUUUACUUGUUAACAAAAAUGUAAAUAUGUUUUAUUUGUGAAAAUGUAUUAAUUGAAAGUAUAUGAUAUAUUAUGUUUGUAUUAUUGCAUGAAUGAGAAAUAUUACUCAUAUUUUGUAUUAUUUUGUUAUAGAUAUUUAACCAUAGCUACUUCUUUUCAUCCAGUAGAGGACGUGGAAUCAAGCAAGAAAUUAAAUGCAAAGAAUUUUUUGUAAAACCAGGGGCCAAACUUUUCGAUCUUUGUGAAAUUGCAUUUCAAAAAUUGAAAAAUAUAAAAGAAAAAAAAUUAGUUUAUAUUAUGGCAGGAAUUCCCGACAUUUGUAUAAAAGACAAAGACUACAAGAAAGCAUAUGAAGAAGUGUAUUUUGACCCAAAUUGUGACAAAGUUAUGGAAAUUAAACAUACUUUAGAAACUAUUACACAAAGAUUAAGUAAAAUAAAUUGCUAUGUCAUUUAUGUUCCAAUUACAACAAUGAAUAUUGAAAAAUGGAACUGUCAGAGAUUUGAUAUGAAAAAAACAAAAUUCCUUCUUCAUACAGAAAACUAUACGAAAAUGCAAGACAGCUUAAAUUGGGCUGUUCAUCAAAUAAAUUUAUAUAUUAUAAGACACAAUGAAACAUCUGAAUGGGCUACUCCAUUAAUACAAGCAUAUGUCCACAAGUCUACUGGAUCAAAGAAAAGAUAUGCAUAUGCUAAACUGGUGGAUGGUGUUCAUCCAUCAGAACAAUUGAUUCAAUCAUGGGUAAAACAAAUACAAAAAACCAUGAUUGAAAAUGAAUCCAGGUUAAAAAUGUAAAAUACAUAAAAAUUGAUGUACAUGUAUAUAUGUUAUUUUUUGUUAUUUUUAUAUCGACAGUGUUUUUGAUAAUAUUUUUAGGAUACAAUUAACUUUGAGGGACCAAAGUUUUUUUGUCCGACAGGGUAUUUGUGACGUAGUAAAUAUUCAUUCAAAAUAGAAUAGAAGAAUAUUUAAUAAAUGAAAGAAUAUUAAAGAAAUAAAGUAAAGAUUUGUUGAAUUUACAAAGAAAGUUAGAAUCAUAAUUUAAAAUAGAAAGGUUCAUAUUUUCAAGAAACUAAAUUAUAUUGGUUUAAAAAGUCUUAAACAAAGUUACAACACAAUAUUAUGUAACAGGAAAUUUUAUAAAACAUUAUCAAAAAGAUUGUGACAUGUUAAUCCCCCUGAAAUAAAUUAAGCUUAAGUAAUUAUGAGAAGGGGCACAUUUUAGACAAUAAAUCAUUAUCAAUUGGGAUAGCGUCCCGCCGAAGGCAAAGCGAUUAUUUUAUAAAAAAAUAAUUGUCUAUUGUAAAAUAGUGGGAGGGAGGAGUAACUCAAAUUAGUUGUAAAUUGGGGAAUAAAUUAACUUUUGAUUGGGCAAGCAAUUUUAGGCUGAUCUUGGCGUGACCACGUGAGGAAAAGGUUUUAAGGGAUAAAUUUUGAUAUUAAAACUUCACUUGGUCACUUGAUAACAAGAAUAAAGAUCUAGCCUGAAUUUGUGUCCAUUAUAUUUAAGGUAUGUAAAGUAUACAUGUUUGAAACAAAUAAGUAUGAAUAAUAAUUUAACAGAUUUAUUUUAAAUAUAAAAUAUAACAUUGUUCAAAUUGAAGAUAAAAGAACUUAUUCGUUUAACACAAGUUUAUCUACAAAUUGUAAGGAUUGUCGGUUUGUUGAAUAUUAAGUAAAUUAAUUAAGAAAUCAGGCAUAUGAUAAGUUCCGUAAAGAUUGCAUGUGUGAGCAGCUAUUGGUUUUAUUUUUAUUAUAUUAAAGAGACAUAAUUUGAUAUUGUUUAGAAAGAUGCUCGUGUGAAUAAUACAAUUUCAGAAAUAAUAGGAAUCUAAGGAAUAUUUAAAAUGAUAUUUAUAGAUAAGUUCAACUCUAAGAUAUUCAGGAAACUGAACAAUAAGCUGUAAGUUUUGGGAUGGCGAAAAUAGAUAGGUUUGGUCGAUAGGAGAAAAUGUUUAUGUCAACGGUACAUCUUGAUUAUUAAAAUCAGGUUUAUCACUUUUAGUUGCUAAGAUAUAAGUAUAAAUAUAUUGAUUGGAAGUCUUUCAAUAAUUAUGUCUUUAAAGUCUAAUCACUCAUUUUACAAUAGAAGUCCUUAUUUAAUAUGAAUAAUAAAAUGUACUGCCAGUUCAAUUUGAGCUUGAAAUGUUGAGAUGAUAAAUGAGGAUGAGGUAUAGUUCUUAUGGUGUUCAUUGUUAUACAUUUAAAAUAAAAUAUUUAGUUUGGUAAAAAGGCAGGAACAAUCCAAUGUUGACUUUUGAAUUUAUUUUUAUAUGUUUUUAAAGAAUUCAUAAAUGUGAGUUAGUUCCCUUGUUAAUAGAUGAGUUUGAAAUCUACAGAACUUGUAUUUAAAAUUCAGUAUAUGAAUGUAUGUUGUUUAUUUGAUAUCGCAUUUAUGUACAACUGUAAUUAAAUUUCACUUGGUCACUUGAUAACAAGAAUAAAGAUCUAGCCUGAA